Molecule: messenger RNA, 1102 nt
Organism: Tuber aestivum (summer truffle)
Lineage: Eukaryota; Fungi; Ascomycota; Pezizomycetes; Pezizales; Tuberaceae
Source: the annotation of a GenBank genome assembly
AUGCGCUCCUCCAAUCACCCCUUCCUUCUCCUUCUGCUCGGGGCAUCAGCAGCCCUUGCAGGAUCCAACAAGACUCAAACCCUACCCAGCACCAGUUCUCCCUCUCCUUCACCCCCCUCUCCCCUCACCCGUAACAUAAAAAUCACAAACAACUGCCCAGUGGGCCUCUACCCAGCCAUCAUCGGCUCAGAUGGAACACCUCUCAACGAAACAGGGUUCCACCUUGCUAGAAACGGCACCCGCACAGUUGUCGUUCCCUCAUCCUGGUCCGGGCGAGUAUGGGCUCGGACAAACUGCACAUUCGGCGGCGACGGCCGCGGCCACUGCAGCACGGGGGAUUGCGACAAGAAGUUAAUCUGCGGCACCACGAGCGGCGAAAAGCCACACACGAUCGCGGAGUUCACAAUGAUGGGAUACAAGAAUGCGACGUAUUACGACAUCAGCACUGUGGACGGAUACAACGUCGAUAUGGCAAUUAUUCCCGAAGAACCUGCGGGGGCCAUCCUAUCUUGUUCAUUUAGACCCCUUCCACUCCGCCAACCAUUCGCCCCUUAGCCGCGCUAAUGUCGAUGCGAAUACAGGUGUAUCGAGGCCCGAAAACGGCGCUCCGCACUGGUGCCCCGACGAACUCCUGCUCACCCCUCCGAAGGAAAAUUCAAAAUCAUUCCUCCAUCCCGGUGACGACAUUCCGAGGGGGUACUUCAGCCCCUGCCACAGCGCGUGCUCAAAAUGGGGUCGAGAUCAGGACUGCUGCGCCGGCGAAUACGACAGCCCGAAGAAGUGCAAGCCGGGACUCUACUCGAAACGCAUCAAGAAUGUGUGUCCCGACGUGUACAGCUUCGCCUACGACGAUAGCUUAUCCACAUUCACGUUGCCGAGCGGGCCCGGCUUUGAGAUCAUGUUUUGCCCGGACGGGGAGAGCUCCAUUUCGAAUAAGAGAAAGGUGAAGAAAUCCACGGGUCCGGAGGAAGCCGCGAACGAUACAGCGGAUCCCCACCGCUUCCAGCCAAGGUCGGGCGCAGAGAGAUCGAGGGGUCCAUGGGGCUACCCGAUCCUGCUAUCCCUACCGCUUCUGACAUUUCUUAUUGCACUCUUCCCUUAA